Messenger RNA from Spodoptera exigua (beet armyworm), 396 nucleotides. Lineage: Eukaryota; Metazoa; Arthropoda; Insecta; Lepidoptera; Noctuidae. The record is from the annotation of a GenBank genome assembly.
AUGUCGUGUGCUUGCUGGAGAAACUGGGAAGCCGUCUCCUCUUUCUGCGUAACAGUGAAGCUUGCAAAGGAGGAGGCGGAGCGCAUGAGGGAACUAUCCUCCUCACACCCCAGCCGCCGCAGUAGGCGACAAUUCGGGCGUCGAGGAUCGAGAGGCAAUCUCAGACCACCACAGACGAGACCCUAUAGGGCUGAUGGCGAUGGUGGCGCCCCCUUAGCCUGUCAGUUCGGCAACAAUAGAUACAAGCUGACUGGUCUAGUAGCGUGGGGGAUUGGAUGUGGACAGCAGGAUGUUCCAGCAGUAUACGCCAAUGUCCCAAAGUUCAGGAAUUGGGUCGACCUGAAGUUGAGGAUGUGGGGCUUCGCAGCGACAUCUUACAGCAAUAUAAAGCAUUAA